UGACCAAUCACAUGUGGUCCAACACUGAUGACGCAAUUCAAGCGUGCCUGUUGAAAACGGAGGAUGUCAAGGCUCCUCGUCAGAGUCUUAUCAUCUGCACACACUCUGAGAAACCUAAAACCUGCUGCUGCUGUGCGCCGGAGCCUGUGUUCUGCAGCCUCCGUCUGUCCUGACUCUGUUUUCAAGCCCAUAAUGGAGCCAAAACUUUACCAGCCGCCUCCAGGGGUUCGAGGUAUGACCUCGCUGGACAAAGAGGCCUUCACACAAAGCAUUUCUGUCCCAGCUCUACGGGUGCCCACCAGUGUCUUGAACAAAGUGAUUAAGAGCCUGAAAAAGUGCGCCCUUCAGCGCCCAGGAUUGUCCAGAGUGGUACAAGAUACAGAAGACAGUGGGGACUUUCGUCUAUUCCUGUUGGACCCUCACAGAAUUUCCUCAAAAAGCUCCUUCUCUGAGGCUGAAGCUGAGGCUCUGAGGGCUUUUGGCGUUGAUGACGAGCUUGUGUCUCAUGAGCUGCAGCUGACCUACGACAACCUGAAGAGUGAAGAAGUGCUGGAGGCUGUGCUGCCUCAGGGCCAGGAUGUGACCUCUGGGUUCAGCCGGGUGGGACACAUCGCACACAUGAACCUGAGGGAACACCAGCUCCCAUACAAGAACCUCAUAGGUCAAGUUAUCAUGGACAAAAACCCCAGUGUGACCUGUGUGGUCAAUAAGACAAACACAAUUGACUCAACGUACCGCAACUUUAAGAUGGAGGUGCUGGCCGGAGAGGAGAACAUGGUGGCCAAAGUGAAAGAAAACGGGGUGACUUACGAGUUCGAUUUCUCCCGCGUGUACUGGAACUCCCGGCUGAGCACCGAGCACCAGCGCGUGGUGGAGCUCGUCAAACGCGGCGACACGGUCUUCGACGUGUUCGCCGGCGUGGGACCCUUCGCCAUCCCCGCCGCGCGCUCGGGCGCCACCGUGUUCGCCAACGAUCUCAACCCGGAGUCGCACCGAUGGCUGCAGCACAACCGCAAACUCAACAAGGUGGAGAGCAAAGUCCAGACGUUCAACCUGGACGGCAGGGCUUUCAUCCAGGGACCUGUGAAGCAGGAGCUGCCUGCGCUGUUGAAAGGAAAAGGCAGCGUUCACGUGGUGAUGAACUUGCCUGCCUUGGCUUUGGAGUUUCUGGAUGCAUUUCGAGGUCUCCUGCAGGAGCAGGCUCCCUGUGAUGACCAUCUACCCACAGUCUACUGCUACGGCUUCUCGAAAGACGACGACCCCGAGACAGAUGUGGUGAGGAGGGCGUCGCACAGCCUCGGAUUCUCCCUGGAGAACAGAUGCUCUGUGCAUUUUGUGCGUAAUGUAGCGCCCAACAAGGACAUGAUGUGUGUGAGAUUUACACUCCCUAAAGAGGUCCUCUUCGGCAGCAGCAGCAGCAGCGAACAAACAGAGUCUUCAGGAGAACCAGUCCCAAAGAGACAGAAGUGUGAAGAAACCACAGAUUCAACAUAACAUGUGCUAUUUUAGUUGGAAGCUUUCGUUAAAAAAAAUAUAGGAAUAUCGCACGAGUUACAGAUGUUUAAUCUUGCCAUCGGAAAUUAUGGCAAGAAGCAAACCUUGGUUAAAUACUUUAUCACCCUCUGAUCAUAUCAUUUUGUUCACUCAUUUUUAAAUAAACCUGUAAAAUGACACAAA
Solea senegalensis (Senegalese sole) is the source of this 1677-nucleotide messenger RNA. It is a transcript of the gene trmt5, whose product is annotated as tRNA methyltransferase 5. The record is from RefSeq and is a predicted model, not a curated record. The coding region runs from base 64 to 1494 and encodes 476 amino acids. Lineage: Eukaryota; Metazoa; Chordata; Actinopteri; Pleuronectiformes; Soleidae. The transcript is spliced from 5 exons. Gene Ontology annotation, biological process: tRNA N1-guanine methylation; mitochondrial tRNA methylation. Gene Ontology annotation, cellular component: cytoplasm; mitochondrial matrix.